AUGCUCAGUUCGGUGUGUGUAUCCUCUUUCAAAGGGCGCAAGGGUGGGAACAAGUCGUCCAACAAAGCAUGUUACAGCGCAGACAUGACUUGUCCGUCGGAAAGCGAGAAAAUCGUGAUAAACUGCGGGGGGGUGCGGCAUGAGACGUACCGGAGCACCCUGAAGACGCUGCCGGGGACGCGCUUGUCGUGGCUCACCGAGCCGGACGCCUUCAGUAACUUUGACUACGACCCCAAGCUGGACGAGUUCUUCUUCGACCGCCACCCGUCGGUCUUCUCCUUCAUCCUCAACUACUACCGCACCGGCAAGCUGCACUGUCCCAACGACGUGUGCGGCCCCCUGUUCGAGGAGGAGCUGGCCUUCUGGGGCAUCGAUGAGACGGACGUGGAGGCGUGCUGCUGGAUGAACUACCGGCAGCACCGGGACGCCGAGGAGGCGCUGGACAGCUUCGAGACCCCGGAGCCGGACGCGCCGGACGACGACCCGGCUCUGGGGGGCGCCGACGGGGACCUGAAGAGACUGUGCCUGCAGGAGGACGCGCGGAGAGCCGGCUGGUGGAAAACCUGGCAACCUCGGAUAUGGGCUCUGUUUGAGGACCCCUACUCCUCCAAGUACGCCCGGUAUGUGGCUUUUAUUUCCCUCUUCUUCAUCCUCGUCUCUAUAUCUACUUUCUGCAUGGAGACGCACGAGGCCUUCAACACAAUCACAAACAAAACAGAAAACGUCACAACACCCAAUGGAACCCGCGAGGAGAUAGUAUACGAGGUGGUGACCGACAGCUGGUUGACGUAUGUGGAGGGUGUAUGCGUCAUUUGGUUCACCAUUGAGGUCUUGCUGCGAGUCAUCUUCUGUCCAGACAAGUUGGAAUUCUUCAAAAGUGCCCUCAACAUCAUCGACUUUGUCGCCAUCCUGCCCUUCUAUCUGGAGGUUGGCCUGAGUGGUCUGUCCUCCAAAGCUGCCAAGGAUGUUCUGGGGUUUCUUCGUGUUGUCCGAUUUGUCCGUAUCCUCCGAAUCUUCAAACUGACACGUCAUUUUGUGGGUCUCCGUGUCCUUGGUCACACCCUUCGCGCCAGCACCAACGAAUUCCUCCUGCUCAUCAUCUUCUUGGCUCUCGGUGUCCUCAUCUUUGCCACUAUGAUCUACUAUGCUGAGAGAAUUGGCGCUGAUCCAGAUGACCCAACAGCAAGUGCCCACACUAACUUCAAGAACAUCCCCAUUGGAUUUUGGUGGGCUGUUGUGACGAUGACCACAUUGGGUUAUGGUGAUAUGUACCCAGAGACGUGGUCAGGGAUGUUGGUGGGUGCGCUGUGUGCCUUGGCUGGUGUGCUAACCAUCGCUAUGCCUGUACCUGUCAUUGUCAACAACUUCGGCAUGUACUAUUCUCUGGCUAUGGCCAAACAGAAGCUGCCCAAAAAGAAGAAUAAACAUAUCCCUCGAGCACCGCAACCAGGGUCUCCAAACUACUGCAAGCCAGAUGCUUUGGCAAUGGCUACUGCCUCACCUCAAAGGAUCUUGGGAAAUGUCUUAGGUGGUGUAAUGGUGUCUGGAGGUAUAGGGGGUGACUGUCCUCUUGCCCAAGAAGAGAUUAUAGAAAUAAACAGAGAUUCCAAGCAGAACGGCGACGCAGCCUCGGCCGCCUUGGCUAACGAGGACUGCCCCACCAUCGACCAGGUGCUAAGCCCAGACGAGAGGAGCCCUAUUGGGCGAGGCCCCACUCGAGAACGCUACCAGCAGGACCGUGCCUGCUUCCUACUCAACACCAGGGAAUUCCGUGCCACAGAUGGGAAUGUGCGGAAAGUGUUAAGUUUCUAGCAUUCGCCUUCUCUUUUAUGAGGAGUCAGUAAGUGGUAAACAAAACUGUGGCUGGAGCCACAUUAGCAGCAGCCUCCUCGUGGACGGAGAUCUUUAAGAUGACAAGAGAGACCAGAGUUUAAUCAUGAGUAUAAAAAAUAUCACAUGGUCUGCUCCUCACAUCGUUACCAAAGCAGCCUCUCGGAAACGUCGACCCCACUUUUUCGACAACCAUCUGCCUGACCCUUCCCCCUCCCCUUAUAUUUUCUGCAAACUGACUGAGCAUUGCACUGACACACUUUUCGGAGGAAACAGGACUCCUUGUUACACAUUCCAGAUGACAUCUCUCGGACAUCAUUGUAAACGCCAUCUUGCUUACCGACCAAAUCAGCAUCGUCUGCAGUGCUGAGCAACUGAGCAACUUCACACAUUUCCGACGAAGACGAAGAAAAAUCAAAGAGAACACUUGUCUUCGCCUGGACUGAACGAACAAUGUAGCAUCUCUGCUAACGCAUUGUAGCAUCUGUUGGCUGGGAAAUAACUUGACUUAAUCCAUCAACAGUGCAACGUGAGAGAAAUUUAUGCAUUCAAGGGACCUUCUAGAUGUCACUCUUGGGUUUCUUUCCAGUGAAGAGGAAACUAAAUUGUAGAGGGAACACAUGAGAGACAAAUAAUUUGUCUUAUUCAUGACAAAAAAAACAAACAAACAUCCAAAAAGAAGUCAAAGAGAGAUGCACAAAUAUUAGAUCAAUCACAAAUGCACAGUAUUUAACAGCACCUCCCCCAAUCGUCCCUUGUUAAAGUCUUAGCACUUGUGUAGUCUUCCAUUAACUUCUAUCAGAGUGAAACACUGCCCUCCUCACCACUACUGAGAUCAAUAAAACAGCAGCUGAACAAACGAAGCACAUGUAGCAUUAGCUCAACCAUUCAAACCAACCUGAAAAUGGUUUCAGUCACAAACUAGUGGAACAAGACCUACCUUUCUCUCCCAUGUAUGUGAGCUUGCACGAAAAUCUGUGUUGGGUAGCCAAGGUCCUUUAGCAUGCACUUGCUAAACGACCCUCUGUAAACGUGUUGUAGAUUAGUAGAGAUAUUCAAUAUAGAGUGAGGUUUCUGCUCCCGCUUAUGCUAACAGACAUUCUCAGUCCUUUAACUGCCACUAGCAUCCGGUGCCUGAAAGCCCAUGUAAAUAUUUCCCCUGUCUGACUGAUGCAGUCAUGAGGAGACAAUGUACUGACUCAAAGAGUCAAAACAAGUACUCAAACACUGAGAGUCAAGAGGUAUUGGCUGCCCAUUCAGAAAUCACAACAAAAUACAAAGAUUAUGUGUUUAAUUAGCUGUGGGUUUAUGCUGUUGUUUUAAAAAGGGACCAAUCUGAUUCAUAUGUCCAACACUGCCAAAAACGGCACAAAACUUCCCUGAACGCAUUGUGCCCUGUCUCUCUCUUGUCCCUCUUGCUGCCAACUGCUUCACUGGCGAGUCAAUAUCAAGAUGAAGAUCAGGGGGUGUCCUUAACGGGGUAAAUGAGAAGGAAUUUGAUCAAGAGUAAGAGCAAGCGUGGACAUGUACAAAGAGAACAAAUCUAUAUUUUGAUAAACAAAUCUAAAACGCUUCAUGACUUUGGAGGAUGUUCCUGCGCGGGAUGAGUCGAGCAAGAAAAAAAAAAAAAAUCAUGCAAAGAAAAUAUUUUGCCAUCGUGAAAUGGAGUCCCAGAAAACAGAAAAGUAUUCCUUCACGACGGGUGUUCAAACGUGUUUACCCUGCACAGGCACUGAGAAAAUGUUUUUUGAAAGACAAUUAGCAAUGACAGACUCUCGCCUAUGACAAAAAUAACGACGACAAACGAUGGACACUGCGAUUAAUUUAAAAAAAAAAAAGUAAAAUAAAUGCAUUUUUGUAUCUUUGUUUACCAGCAUGACUACUUUGCAUGACUGUCUUUUCUGCAAGCCCUUAGUUGAAGACAAGGGUGCUAGAGAUACAAAAAAUAUAUAUAAAAUAAAUUUAAAAAAAUGUUAUAUGCAAUUAAUGUUUAAAAAAAAAA
Molecule: messenger RNA, 3832 nt
Organism: Nematolebias whitei (Rio pearlfish)
Lineage: Eukaryota; Metazoa; Chordata; Actinopteri; Cyprinodontiformes; Rivulidae
Product: potassium voltage-gated channel subfamily C member 1
Exons: 4
Coding region: 1-1812 (603 amino acids)
Biological process (GO): protein homooligomerization; potassium ion transmembrane transport
Cellular component (GO): voltage-gated potassium channel complex; neuronal cell body membrane; axon
Molecular function (GO): protein binding; delayed rectifier potassium channel activity
Source: RefSeq, a predicted model, not a curated record